Molecule: messenger RNA, 1404 nt
Organism: Yamadazyma tenuis ATCC 10573
Lineage: Eukaryota; Fungi; Ascomycota; Pichiomycetes; Serinales; Debaryomycetaceae
Source: RefSeq, a predicted model, not a curated record
AUGGGAACCAGCUAUCAGAUAGAAGAGACAUAUAGAGUUCAAAACAUCAAGGUGGAUGUGCUCAAGUUCUCUUUGCCACUCUCUUACUUCAAUGACGAUUAUUCUGGUCAGGAAAUCCUGGUGUUUGCAACCUUAUGCCAAAAAUUCGACCCUGAGGUGACGGACCUUCUUCCGAAAGUCCCAAAAGUUGUCACAUUCAUUCAGGGUGGUCCAGGAUACCCCUGUCUGCCACCAGCUACAAAUAUUCCGUACACAAACAUCUUCAUCGACAGAGGGUACCAAGUUCUUUACAUGGACCAGAGAGGUACUGGAUUAAGUACCCCCAUCAAUUCCACUAGCUUCCCUCAAUUGAUACCCAAGACCAGUGAACUGGAGGUAAACUAUGUGGUAAAGCAACUACACUAUAUAUUGAACUUUACUGGUGCUUCCAUUGUUGAAGACCUUGAAAGAAUCAGGGAAAUCUUAUUGAAGACUCGCAAAUGGUCAAUAAGCGGACAAUCAUUUGGUGGAUUCUGUUCAUUCAUCUACUUAUCCAAAUAUCCAAAUUCCAUUAAGGAGUCUUUCAUUACAGGUGGAGUUCCUCCUAUUAACCAUGGUCCUGAUGAUGUCUACCGCUCAACCUAUAAACGUGCCAAAGAGAGAAAUAUUCAUUACUACUCUAAGUACCCUCAAGAUGUCACUAAAGUUAAUACGAUCUUGACUUAUUUAUCCACAAACAAAACCAGUUUACCAGACGGAGGUAACUUGUCUGUUGAAAGGUUUCAGCAGAUGGGAUUGAACUUUGGUCAACAUGGAGGAACAGACAAGAUUCAUUCUCUUGUACAGUACUUCUACAACGACUUGAAAAUGUUCGGGGCGCCAUCCUUCAACACUUUGACCAGUGUUUUGAACCUGUUGCACUUUGACACCAACGUUAUCUAUGCAUUGUUUCAGGAAUCUAUUUACUGUGAUGGAAAUAAUCCUCAAGUCAAGACAUCCAACUGGUCUGCUGAUAGACUCAGAUACUUACCAGAAAAUACCAGUUUUGUUUUCCAGGAAGGUAGGGAAGAGCCUACGUUUUUCACUACUGAAAUGGUGUAUAAAUCCAUGUACAACGACUAUGUUGAGUUGCGUCCUUUCAAAGGUUUGGCUUUUGCACUUCAUUUAAACACCCAAUGGCCAAAGCUUUACGAUAUUGAGACCUUGAGGACCCUUACGUUUGAAAAGGUUCCUAUUGUUGGGGCUGUUUACGUUCACGACUUGUAUGUGGAUUUUGAUCUUAGUAGAAAAGUUUUGGAAGACACUUUUGGAGGCAGAAACUUUAGAGCUUUUAUGACCAGUGAAUUCUUCCAUGGUGGAUAUCUUAAAGACCCUCAAAGAGUUAUGGGGACAUUAUUCAAGCUCUUAGAAUCCGAGGUUGAUUAG